CCCGUGCGUCAAACUUGAACAAAAUAAGCUUGGUUUCACAUGCAAAAUAACUGUUAAGAGUAAAAACGCGAGCUGAUGGCAGCGAUGCAAACCGUCCAGCCACACUGACUCAGUCUUGCAUACAAAAUGGAGGACAGGACUGUCAUCAGAUAAUUGGAGCUGCAGCCUCCAAGUUGCUGAAGACUUGAGAAACCCAGGCCAGUCAUAGAAGAUGUGAAUUUGCUGAAUGAAGAAUGAGAAUCUUGAGUUACUGCGUCACUGCAGAGGACUGACCCGCACCAUAAUUUCCGACAUAACCUUUCAGUCUCAUUCUGCUCCUCUGCCUCGCACAUCUUUAUCCAGCCGCGCUGCUGUCCAUCCCAGGCAGGGUGGACCCGUCCCUCUCCCCAGGCCUCGCGCCCUCUCAUCGGCAGGCCCGCUCUGGCAGUGUGUUGGUGUACGAUGGCGCGAUGGGACGCUAAGGGCUGCCGCGGGGGACUGUGAUGUCAGUGCCCAACAGCCCGGGCGAGAGCCGGCGUGGCGCUCCUAGAUUCUUCGUGGGCUGCGAGGACGAUGAGAGCGAGGUCCUGGAAGAUAUCAUGAGGACAGACAUGGAGCUCUAUGAAGACGACGAAGACACAGACUCGCCCCCGGAACGAGAGAUCGUGGUGGGGAUCUGCUGCAUGAUGAAGAAGUCCAAGUCUAAGCCAAUGACCCAGAUCCUGGAGAGGCUCUGCAAGUUUGAGUACAUCACUGUGGUCAUCUUCCCAGAGGACGCCAUCCUCAACGAGCCGGUCGACAAAUGGCCUCUGUGUGACUGCCUCAUCUCCUUCCACUCCAAGGGAUUCCCCCUGGAUAAGGCAGUGAGCUACGCCAAACUGAGAAACCCUCUGCUCCUCAAUGACCUGAACAUGCAGUACUACAUACAGGACAGGAGAGAGGUGUAUCGCAUCCUGCAGGAAGAAGGGAUUGAUCUACCACGCUAUGCUGUGCUGAACCGCGACCCAGAUAAACCAGACGAGUGUAACCUGGUGGAAGGAGAGGACCAUGUGGAGGUGAACGGAGAGAUAUUCCAGAAGCCUUUUGUUGAGAAGCCUGUCUGCGCUGAAGACCACAACGUCUACAUCUACUACCCCACCUCAGCUGGUGGUGGCAGCCAGCGACUCUUCAGAAAGAUUGGGAGUCGGAGCAGUGUGUACUCGCCAGAGAGCAGCGUGAGGAAGACGGGCUCUUACAUCUAUGAAGAGUUCAUGCCAACAGAUGGCACAGAUGUCAAGGUGUACACUGUGGGGCCUGACUAUGCUCAUGCUGAGGCCCGGAAGUCCCCUGCUCUGGACGGAAAGGUGGAGAGAGACAGCGAGGGCAAGGAGGUCCGCUACCCCGUCAUGCUCUCUGCCAUGGAGAAACUGGUGGCCCGUAAAGUCUGCCUAGCAUUCAAGCAAACUGUGUGUGGCUUCGAUCUUCUCAGAGCCAACGGACACUCCUAUGUUUGUGAUGUCAAUGGUUUCAGUUUUGUGAAGAACUCAAUGAAGUACUAUGACGACUGUGCCAAGAUCCUCGGGAACAUCGUGAUGCGUGAGCUUGCUCCCCAGUUUCAGAUUCCUUGGUCCAUCCCAACUGAAGCAGAGGACAUCCCCAUUGUUCCCACUACAUCAGGGACCAUGAUGGAGCUUCGCUGUGUCAUCGCUGUCAUCCGACAUGGUGACAGAACGCCCAAACAAAAGAUGAAGAUGGAAGUUCGCAACCCCAUGUUCUUUGAUCUAUUUGAAAAAUAUGGAGGAUACAAAACGGGGAAAUUAAAGCUGAAGAAGCCCAAACAACUGCAGGAGGUGCUGGACAUCACACGGCAGUUGUUAGCAGAACUGGGACAGCACAAUGACUGCGAGAUAGAAGAGAAGAAGUCCAAACUAGAGCAACUGAAGACCGUUCUGGAAAUGUACGGACACUUCUCGGGGAUCAACAGAAAAGUGCAACUAACUUACCUGCCCCAUGGGCAGCCCAAAACCUCAAGUGAGGAAGAAGACACACGUAAAGAAGGUCCGUCUCUGCUGCUGGUGCUGAAAUGGGGAGGAGAGCUGACUCCUGCUGGCAGAGUUCAGGCCGAGGAGCUGGGAAGGGCCUUCCGCUGUAUGUACCCCGGGGGUCAAGGAGACUAUGCUGGAUUUCCAGGCUGUGGGUUACUGCGGUUACACAGCACCUACAGACACGACCUGAAGAUAUAUGCAUCUGACGAAGGCAGGGUGCAGAUGACGGCCGCAGCUUUCGCAAAGGGUUUGCUGGCUCUGGAGGGUGAGCUGACACCCAUCCUGGUGCAGAUGGUGAAGAGCGCCAACAUGAACGGGCUGCUGGACAACGACAGCGACUCGCUGAGCAGCUGCCAGCACCGUGUCAAGGCCCGACUCCACGAGAUCCUGCAGAGGGACAGGGACUUCACUGACGAGGACUUUGACAGGCUGGCCCCGACCUGUAGUGCCUCUUUGGUGAACUCAAUGAAGAUAGUUGAGAACCCAGUGGCCACAUGUGACCAGGUCUACGCCCUUAUUCAGAGCCUUACCUCCCAGAUCCGCAAAAGGAUGGAGGACCCCAAGUCAGCUGACCUGCAGCUGUACCACAGUGAGACACUGGAGCUCAUGCUGCAGCGCUGGUCCAAACUUGAGAGAGACUUCCGCAUGAAGAACGGCCGCUACGACAUUAGUAAAAUACCUGACAUUUAUGACUGUGUGAAGUACGAUGUGAUCCACAAUGCUACUCUGGGCCUGGAGGACACUCUGGAGCUGUUCAGACUGUCUCGAGCCUUGGCUGACAUCGUAAUCCCACAGGAAUAUGGCAUAAAUAGAGUAGAGAAAUUGGACAUAGCAUACGCCCACUGCCUCCCACUGGUCCGAAAGAUCCAGCUUGACCUACAGAGGACCCACGAGGACGAGUCUGUCAACAAACUGCACCCUCUGUACUCUCGCGGAGUGAUGUCCCCUGGGCGCCAUGUCAGGACACGCUUAUAUUUCACCAGUGAGAGUCACGUCCACUCCCUGCUCAGCAUUUUCCGCUAUGGAGGCUUGCUCAAUGAGGAGAAGGACCAGCAGUGGAAGCGUGCCAUGGAUUACCUCAGUGCUGUCUCUGAACUCAAUUACAUGACUCAGAUUGUCAUUAUGCUCUAUGAAGACAACAAUAAGGACAUCUCCUCAGAGGAACGCUUCCACGUGGAGCUUCACUUCAGCCCCGGUGUCAAAGGCGUCGAGGAGGAGGAGAACGCACCAACCGGCUUUGGCUUCAGGCCCGCUUCUGCAGAGGUAGCCCGCCAGAACGGGCAGAAACAGACCGACCCCGGCAGCCUGGAGGACCUCUCACGAGACGAGACCGACCGUGCCGUGCCGUUGUCUGAGCCAAUCACCAUUCAGAGGCGGUCCCCACUCAUACGCAAUCAUAAGACUGGAUCCAUGGAGGUUCUGUCAGAGACUUCAUCCUCCAAAGUAGGCAGUUAUCGCCUCUUUUCGUUAUGCUCACGUCAAUCUCCCGAGAUGAAACAAAGUGGUUUAGGCUCUCAGUGUGCCGGGCUCUUCAGCACCACAGUCCUAGGUGGGUCCUCUAGCGCCCCUAACCUGCAGGACUACGCACGUGCACAUCGCAAAAAAUUCUCCACCGGCAGUCUGUCCUACAAAGACGGAACACAAGAUGACACAUCCACCAUAGCAGUGGCUCCACCUCUGGAGUGCACUGCAACAGAGCCCCUGGAGGAGCACCGUGUGGCCCAGUUCUUGAGGCAUUUCUCCGUCGACCUCAGCCUGGGCCGCAGCCUCUCUCUGGACUGGGCGCUGGCCCACCACCUCCACCAGUGCUCCUACCACCUCCGCCUCUUCCGAAACUGGCUCAUCUCCGGUCAAGACCCCCUAGAGUACUUCGACGGCUUCGAAGGCUGCUCCAUGGUGCCCUCCAUCUAUCCUCUGGAAACGCUGCACAACUCGCUGUCGCUGAAACAGGUCAGCGAGUUCCUCACCGGUGUGUGCGAGAGCGCAGGGGAUCCUCACACAAGGACCACCAGAGUCCUGUCCGCCAUGUUUGACACACACAACCAGCCGUCAGUGGACUCAUACAUCCCUCAGAAAGUUCUCACUUCCUCCAUCAGAUCUCGUUCUGACAGACCCCCUUGGUACAGCAGCGGUCCAUCCAGCACUGUAUCAAGCGCUGGACCGUCUUCUCCCACUACAGCUGACACUUCCCCACGCUUCAGCUUCAGCGAUAAGAUCUGCCUCACCCCUCAGAGCAGCGAGGAAACUCACUCCUCUCAAAACACUUCCACUCAGCCAGGGCCCGCCGUCGGGUCACAAGGCCUCGACCCAACUUCCUCUGCUCUCUCGAGCCUCGCCGAAGUCCCUCUGACACCAAGAAACUCGCCAGAGGAUGACGCCGAGCUCUGCGAUGUUACCGGUUGCCAGCCUGAUGACCCCGAACACACACCGAAAGGGCCAGAGGGGGCCCCUGCUGCCCAAGAUGCCUCCUUCGUAGCAAUUUCAGAUCCUGGCCUGAGAACGCCUUGCUCUGCGUUGGCGGAGCUCACUCUGGCUCGGAUGGAGAGUUACUGCCUCCCAAGCUCUCUGCCGGUGCUGCUGGAGCUCAGAGAGAGCAGCAGCGAGGCAGGCUCCAGCUCCCAGACGCCCCAGUCUCCGGAGGGACCCGACGAGUUCUUUGACACUCAGGAGUCAAUGGAGUUGUGGAUGGACAGUCCAGAAAGCCUCUCGCAUCCCGAGACGCAUCUAGAAGUCGGAGCCACUCACACAGCAGAGCCGUAGAACGCUGAAUCGUCAGAACAACAAAUCUGUCCGAAAAUCAUCCUUGUUGUUGAGCAUGAGCAGUGAGGCUCAGUACUGUGUUACAGCCGACCGGGCCUCCCAACUCCUCUAGCUUGAUGACUACUGUGUUUUAAGUAGUAAUGGAUGGACAGCUGAUUUUCACACUAGGCUCUGUGUUGGAGAAUUAUUUUAAAAACACAUUGAGGACUCGCCAGUGACACCACUGUGCCACUUUUGACAGCCCAAUGGUUCAGUUCAUCUGUCUGUGAAGCCUCUUGUUUCAUUGUCAAGCUCUCUGUUACUGUGGGUUAUAUGCUGUUGCACGAGCCCCUUCCUUAAAGCUGCAUUAACUGAUUUAUGGCUAGGGGGCGGAAACACCCAAAGACCUACAGCCUUGAUAUGCUAGCACCUUAUAAAGCUGAGAGUGAAGGUGUUGCACAUCUGGCAGACGCAGAACAAAGUCAUCAUCCCAUUGGAGUUAUGUUUGUCUUCAAUUAACAAAUUGAAGUCCAAUAUUCACUCUCCUUUUAGUUCUGGUUUGCUCUCCACCAAGCUGUCUGCCGUGUUGUGCGGGGCAGACACUGUAGUGUACAGUGGGUUGAUCAGGAGUUUAGAGAGAGCGUUGAGUCUUAAAGGGAUAGUCUGGAUCUUUUGAAGUGUGGCUGUAUGAGCUACUUUUCCAUAGUCCGUGUAUUACCUACAGUAGAUGAUGCCCCCGGUUUGUUUUGCCUCACAGAACACAGGAGUUGUUGGUCUACCGCUGCCUCCAUCAGUUAGUUUGUGUUGUUGCGUGACUUUGGUGUUUUAAGUUAUUAGUUCAGAUUCACAAAGUCACACAAACUAACUGAUGGAGGCAGUGAUAGAGCAGCAACUCCCAUGUUCUGCAAUAUAAAAUGACUGUUCUUGUCAAAGGAGUCUUGUGGCUUUGAAGAGAGAAUAUAUAAUGGCUUCUGUUCCCACUGUGUAUACUUAACCUGACAUUUUUCCUUUCUUUUUUUUAGGUGGCUUAAGUAGGUUUUGCUGCUUCCACCAAUCAACAGCAGUGCAUUGCUUAGCUUCUAUGUCGGGACACUGAUGUAUGCUUAAAUACCUCAAACCUCAAGGGCUGGGCGAUAUGGAGAAAAUCAGAUAUCGCGAUAUUCUUGUCCUAAUACCUCAAUAACAAGAUUGUGGCGAUAUUAUAGGGUUGAGAAUUGGUGCUUUAACAAAAUAUCUUCACAAUGACAUUCUUCAGUAAUGAAGAUAGUAUCACUAAGUUGUUGAAGGUAAAAAUAAUAGAAGCGCUAAAACAGUCUGGUAACACAGAAAGUGACAACACUUUACUGUAAUGAAGCCUGUAAAACCGGGAAAAGGCAACACUUAAGCCAUUUACGAUAUUACAAUAUCCAAAUUUUAAGACAAUAUCUAGUCUCAUAUCACGAUAUGAAUAUAAUAUCGAUAUAUUGCCCAGCCCUACCUCAAACGACGCCACCUCAAAACACCCAAACUAUCCCUUAACUGUAGAGGAGCUGUGCUGUAGAACUAAAGCACUGAGCUAAAGGAGGCUAUGUCAAAAAGGCUUAUCCCGUUUCAUGUGUUCAAUUGAUUCAUUGUGACCAUUAAGAUGGUAAUUAAUUGGGCUUUAAGUUGUUAAAUCUGUCUCGCAUCUUUCUUACCUUCAGCCUUAACCCUUUGAACAGCUAUAGUAGAGAAGUUCUCCCAUUUCCUAACUUCCAGUACGUUCAUCAUCCAAUUUUCUGUGUUACAAUAGGCUCAUAGACUCACUUGUUUUUUUUAUCAGUAACAGGAAAUGACUCGCAGUACAAGACAGAUAAAAAACACAAUCUGUGGCCCUUUGUCGUCCGCCAGCGCCCGUCCUGGGCUGAGCUCCUGGUCUGAGCUCCUGUGGCGUUACAUGUUUAGGACCUGCAUCACCCGCUGUGAUGUGCAUCUUCAUUACUGCCAGUAAAAUAGAAUCAAACGUUCAGUUUCCAGGUCAAACUGUGUGUGCACUGCGUACUGCCAAAGUCCUUAAGCAUCAUUAAAGAUUUAAUAUAAUUAGAUAUGAAUUGAUUGAGAAAGAAAAUAUUUAUUUUGAAAUUGCAACUUUAAAAAAAAAAGUCUGGUAUUUUUGAUAACCAUAUCAGAUAUUUAAAUGUACUAUAUAGCUAAUGUAUAUUUCUUUUGUAGAAUCACCUCAUGAUGUGGGACAAUCUGAAAGCUUAUCUCUCAUAUAACACUGAACAAACAGGAGGAGCAUUUUACAUAUAAUGUGCUUUGAUUGUGGCAAGCAGUUAUGUAGCAGAUCUGUAUGUGUGUUUGGGGGGGGGGGGGGGGGGGGCGGUGCACACAUGCUUGAGAAACAAUUCAGGUAGAUGAGUAUGCACGCUUUUGUGUUUAAUCAUUGGGAUUUCAUGUUACAUUUCAAUGUACUGUAGAGGUGAAAAACACAACUGUGAGUUAGUGAGACUCAUCCCGUCUGUGUGUGUACAGAUUACCGCUCUGUUUUGCUUUUGUGUUGCUGUUUGCUUAAAGGGUCAGUUCACUCAAAUUACAAGAAAAAAAAAAAGUCUAAAAUAUUUCCUCACUUGAGCUAAAGUGAGAGUAUGUUAGGCUAUCUAGCUGUGCAGAUAGUUUGGGUUUUAUUUCUUCUGGUUGUGACAUUUCUGUUUCUAAUUGUGAUGCUCAAAAUUUCUAAAAUGUAUGUAAUGUAUAUAUUUUAUUUUUAUUUAUUUUUUAACUCUCCCCAUCACUCUGGAUCCUUCACUCCUCACUGUUGUCUUUGGAACUGCUGCAAUCUAUACAGUACUUAAACAGCAACUUAAUAUCAAUAAGUGCAUUUCCAACUUCAAACUCCAAGUUUUUUGUGUGUUUUUAAUUAGCAUAGGCAGAAGUUAAUGUUGCAAAAAGUAGAAAACUCUAGAAAUUUUAAAAGUCAAAAUACCACAAGUUUUAAUGCUUGGCUGAGGUGGAGAAGAGUGUGUAUCGAUAAAAACGAAAUGUGACCAAGCGCAAUGGAAACAGAUGAAUAUAUCAUGACGUACAUGAUACAGGAAACGGACAUAAACGUGAAAUUUCUAUCGUGUUUUCCAUAAUUUGAGGUUUGACUGACGCUCUUAAUUUAAUCAUCUUACUGGGUUAACAGCACCCAACUGGACAAUUGGCAACUGUUUAUCUUGAUGUGCUCAACUUCUAAUAUUUUCAUUAUUCACAUAUUAUUUAGCAGAUUUUCUGGAAAUUCUGUUAAAGGUUCUAUGACAUGGUGCUCUUUGGAUGCUUUUAUAUAGACCUUAGUGGUCCCCUAAUACUGUAUCUGAAGUCUCUUUUAUAUAGACCUUAGUGGUCCCCUAAUACUGUAUCUGAAGUCUCUUUUAUAUAGACCUUAGUGGUCCCUUAAUACUGUAUGUAUGGGGGUGGGGCCUUUACCAACUGUCAUGCGUCACUUGUUUUCAAGCCAUGAUGUCUCUUUUUAUCAUGAGUGGGCCAAAUUCUCAUGGGCAGGCAAAGCAGAGAAAGUAAUCAUGGGUGUAUUAAGAAAAAACGGAUACCAAGAUAUGGAUAUUCAAGAUUGCAGACCCAUACUUUUUUUUUUUUUGUAGUGAUGCUGAAUGGUCGCAUACUCAUAGUCCUCUGGCUGAGCAGGUUAAAAGCAUGCAUGUUGGCUCUCUGCACACAUGAAUGGGAUAAAAUAACGUAUUGAUUCUGCUCUUAAGGACUUUCCAAAUGCUUUUGGAUGGGAUGAGUCUGGUUCAUUUUGGAGUGUUUAUAGUGCUCAGGAACAAACGUAAUCAUUUGACAGCUUUUCCUUUUGUAAUGAUUGUGUUUGUGGACAGUCCUUGGGCCUUUUAUCUUAAAGCUUUGAGCAUCACAAACCAGAGGGUCAGAAUGGAGGCAGAGAUAUCGGAGACAGAUGAAUCAAACCCGAAACAAAUGAAACUAUAGGGGAUACAAUCUAAUUUGGGUGAACUGACUCUUUAAGACCUGCUCAGAAAUCCAUGUUUUAAUCUUCUAGGAGGAAUCGUCUGAUGGACUGUGUAGUGAACCAAUCCAUAUGUCCCCGCGGAGCGCUUUGUGAACCUGUUAGAUAAUAAGCUUGGAUUUAGAUGCACAAAGGGGGUUUUCCUCAGAUCUGUACUGAGCAACUUCACGAACAGUUUCUGUCUGUUGUUCUGGAGACAAUUCCCCUUCUGUGUGAAGUUAAAUAAUUUGGUUUUAGAAAGAGCGUUAUAUGAAACAUCUACAAUGAUCUGUAAUACUUCUGACAAUGUUACAAAAUACAGCUAUUGGAAAAUAAUUUCCA
Etheostoma spectabile (orangethroat darter) is the source of this 9042-nucleotide messenger RNA. RefSeq names its product diphosphoinositol pentakisphosphate kinase 1a (gene ppip5k1a). Gene Ontology annotation, cellular component: cytosol. The transcript is spliced from 31 exons. Gene Ontology annotation, molecular function: inositol hexakisphosphate kinase activity; 5-diphosphoinositol pentakisphosphate 1-kinase activity. The coding region runs from base 483 to 4763 and encodes 1426 amino acids. Gene Ontology annotation, biological process: inositol metabolic process; inositol phosphate biosynthetic process. Lineage: Eukaryota; Metazoa; Chordata; Actinopteri; Perciformes; Percidae. The record is from RefSeq and is a predicted model, not a curated record.